UCCAUUAAAUGGAAAAUCUGCGUAGGCAAUGUAAAACGUUGGCUCCAUGCUAAAAACUACUCCCUAGUAAACAAAUGUUAACAAUUUGUAAACACUCUGGGAACGAGGGGAUCUGCUUGGGGUACACAGACAAUUUCUUCCAUUUUCUUCCAUAGCUCCGAGAGGUUGAAAACAACUUGAAGAAUGGAAGUUGAGUGGGUGAAGAAAUGUUCAUUCGUGCUCAUACUUCUACAGUUGUACAGUCUGUCAAUUCACCGCACGGCCUCUGACAUUUGCUCGACUCACAUCAUCUUGCCGGGACCUAAAGGUGAUCAGGGUGAAAAGGGUGACAUUGGUGAACCUGGAAGAUCAGGAAAACUAGGACCACCUGGGUCAAAAGGACUGAUUGGUGAGCCGGGACAGAAAGGAGAAAUUGGACAAAGAGGUAAAAUUGGUCCAGUUGGUGCAAAGGGCGACAAAGGAAAUAGAGGGUAUCCAGGACCUCCAGGAAACAAAGGCCAACCAGGCCACUCCUGUGAUUGUGGAAGAUACCGGAAAAUUGUAGGCCAAAUGGAUAUCAACAUAGUUCGACUGAAUAACACAAUGCGCUUUGUAAAAAAUGUGAUCGCAGGUGUCAAAGAAACUGAGGAGAAAUUCUACCUGAUUGUGAAAGAAGUGAAGAACUACAAUUCUGCGCUUGUGCACUGCAAGGACAGGGGAGGAUCGCUGGCAAUGCCAAAAGAUGAAGAAACAAACUCCUUGCUUGCAGCCUACGUGAAUAAAACUGGCUUAUCUCGGGUGUUUAUUGGUGUGAAUGAUCUGGAGAAGGAAAGGCAGUUCAUGUACAUUGACUCUACCCCACUACAGAAUUACAGUCACUGGAGACCAGGCGAACCAAACAAUGCGUUUGGUGGUGAAGACUGUGUAGAAAUGGUAAGUGAUGGGGGUUGGAAUGAUGUUGAGUGUCACCUCUCAAUAUACUUUGUCUGUGAAUUUUUAAAGACUUCAUAAUCUAAUCUAUAUGUUUUCUAUAUAAUAAUAAGAAAUUCUCCCUGUAUAUUCAUAUAUUCAGUAUGUAGUGAGUUUCAUAAUUAAGAACAUAUUAAGGUCUACCAAUUGUAUAUCCUACCCACCUACUGCCCAUUACACCACUGGCAUUUAGGACAGCAAUGAAGGCCCUCCAUCUCUGGUGGUGUUCAGGGCUUCCUUCAUUAUGUCAGUAACUCCAUUUUCACUACUGUCAGCCACGUAGGUUCCAGGUGGAGACUCAGGAAUACCAUCACACUCAGAUGUAGAAGGAUUCUUCAUUGCUGUUCCCAUAUCAAUUUUGUUUGACCAGUCAGGGUGUUUAGCCCUGAGCUGAACCCCUGAACCUGGGGGACCAGUGGGCCACUCUUAGUCUGACAUCUGCCACUUGCUCCGCCUGGCAUGGGUGACCCCCACCAAGGGUCAACGCAUAAAGCCUUGACUCUAACCAACAUAAAUCUCUGAGUUACUGAGCCUCCAAGACAUGACAAGGUUGUGGUCCUCUUGGAGGACCAAUUAUAUGCCAACUCCUAAAAUUAUUUGCAAAGAUCCUCAAUUUAAAAGUCAAUUAUCAUAGAAAACAGUGUUGAUAAAAAUAUAUUUUGAGCUAGAAUGUUCAUGCUUCAGACAUUUUGUAUUAGGAUGCUUUGCAACUUAAUAAAAAAUAAUCAAAUACUUAAUUCUCGUAAAGAAAAUCAGCUUUAUUUGUCACGUACAUUCAAAUAUCGAAACGUACAGUGAAGUGCAUUGUUUAUGUCAAUAACUGACACGGUCUGAGGAUGUACUGGGUGCAACCUGUAAGUGUCACCAUGCUUCUGACACCAACAUAGCAUGCCCUCAACUCACUAACUCGGAGUGAGUGGGAAGAAACUGAGGCACCCAGAGGAAAUCCACAUGGCCAGAAGGAGAACUUACAGUCGCCAUACAGACAGCAGUAGGCAGUGAUUCCUAAUCUUACAGCUACCAUUGUGAAGUGUCACACUAAUAGCUAUGCUACUGUGCUGCCCACUAGAAAGUCAAAUAUCGGUAGGAAACAGCAAUGAAAAAUGCACGUACUGAUCUGGAAUUUGGUUGUUUUGGACAUUUUGUAUUAGGAUAUUUUUCAACUUAAUA
Hypanus sabinus (Atlantic stingray) is the source of this 2118-nucleotide messenger RNA. Its product is annotated as collectin-10-like. NCBI's taxonomy places the organism in Eukaryota, Metazoa, Chordata, Chondrichthyes, Myliobatiformes, Dasyatidae. Bases 184 to 990 code for a protein of 268 amino acids. The transcript has 7 exons. The record is from RefSeq and is a predicted model, not a curated record.